AUGUCGCGCGACAACGCACUCAGCUGGGAUUUGGACUCUCCAGACAACGAAAUCGCGUCGAAUUCCAGAAGAGACUCAACCUCACCGCAUUACAAGGGAGCUCCCCUGUCUCCGUCUGCAUCAGAUGGAGAUCACAGCAAAGAGCGUCACCGCCGCAGAAGCGCACGGGCGCUCGUGGGACUUGAUGAAUUCGCUCCCCCAAAGAGGCACUACUCGGGCGCAGAAAAGCUGCUGUGGUCGAGGAUACGGCAGACGCUCCAGGAGCCAUUCGCCGAGUUCCUUGGAGUCAUGGUCCUGUCGUGCUUCUACAAUGGCAGCAUUGCUCAAUCACUCCUCAGUGCCGGUCUGCAGACGGCACCGGGCGGCUCUGGCUACGGAACAUUCAUCACUGGCAUCGGCGUAAUGCUUGGCAUCUACAUCUCCGGCGACUCGGGCGCCUACCUCAACCCAGCCAUCACCCUCACGGCCUGCGUAUUCCGCGGACUGCCCUGGAAAUCAUUCCCGUCCAUCGUGCUGGCACAGUUCCUGGGUGCCUUCGUGGCGACGGCGUUGGUGUACGGCAAUUACAUUUCGGCCAUCGACUGGUACGCCGGCCCUGGCAACAGGAUCGUACCGCCCGAGACGAAGGCGACCGCCCAAAUCAUGGCGACCUACCCGCAGACAUUUGUGCCGAGGUCGUCCCAGGUCUUCUCUGUCAUUAUCCCGUCCGCUUUGAUCACAACCGUCGUGUCUGCCCUGAAGGACGACUACAACAACGGUAUCUCUAGGGCAGGUGGCAACUUCUUUCCGCUGGCCAUGUUCUUCUUGUUCUACGGCAUCGGCGUAGCGUUUGGAUGGGAAACCGGUGGUGCCACCAAUCCAGCACUGGACUUCUCCGGACGGCUGUUCUCCAGCGCCGUGGGAUAUCCACGCGAAGUCUGGACCACGGGCGGGUAUUACUUCUGGAUACCGCUUCUGAUGCCUUUCGUCGGCGCCAUUGCUGGUAGUUUUCUCUAUGACACCUUGGUGUUCACUGGGCCCAGUCCGAUCAACAGCCCCUGGCUUGGCUUGAAGCGCUUCAUCGAUCGUUCAAUCCAGAACGAGAACUCGAGAGAGAGAGUAGAAGCGCGGCGAGACAAGACUACGGAUCAAGUAUAG
This is a messenger RNA of Lasiodiplodia theobromae, 1137 nucleotides long. RefSeq names its product Major intrinsic protein. The transcript has 3 exons. Gene Ontology annotation, molecular function: glycerol channel activity; water channel activity. Lineage: Eukaryota; Fungi; Ascomycota; Dothideomycetes; Botryosphaeriales; Botryosphaeriaceae. The coding region runs from base 1 to 1137 and encodes 378 amino acids. Gene Ontology annotation, biological process: water transport; glycerol transmembrane transport. Gene Ontology annotation, cellular component: plasma membrane. The record is from RefSeq and is a predicted model, not a curated record.